Molecule: messenger RNA, 1000 nt
Organism: Ornithorhynchus anatinus (platypus)
Lineage: Eukaryota; Metazoa; Chordata; Mammalia; Monotremata; Ornithorhynchidae
Product: vomeronasal 1 receptor ornAnaV1R3006
Exons: 1
Coding region: 59-1000 (313 amino acids)
Biological process (GO): G protein-coupled receptor signaling pathway
Cellular component (GO): membrane
Molecular function (GO): pheromone receptor activity
Source: RefSeq, marked inferred
GAUAUUGGGAAUUUCCUACCUCUUCCAGACUGGGGUCGGCGUGCUGGGCAACACAACGAUGUUCUUGGUGUACCUCUCCAUCUCUGUGGCUCAGCCCCAGCAGAAGAAGCACACAGACCUGAUCCUCACCCACCUGACGGUGACCAACACGGUGACCCUUCUCACGCGGGGCGUCCCAGAGAUGAUGGUGGUCUUUGGGAUGAAGAAUAUUCUGGAUGACGUUGGGUGCAAGGUAAUCGUGUAUGUGAGGAGAGUGGCUCGGGAUCUGUCCAUCUGCUCCACCUGUCUCCUGAGCGUGUUCCAGGCCGUCACCAUCAGUCCCGGCACCUCCUGGUUGUCCCGGUUCAAGCCCAGAGCCCCCCAUUACAUCCUCCCUUCCUUCUUCUUCUUCUGGCUCCUGAAUAUGCUGAUCUCCAUCAAUAUAAUUGAAUCCGCUAAAGCCGUUAGAAACGGCAGCAACACGGAAAAUACUUACAUCACGAAAUACUGUUCUACUAUACCCAAGAGCAGUGACGUUACCGUCACUCUAACUUUAACUUGCAUGACUUUCCGAGACCUCGUCUUCGUGUUCCUCAUGAGCUGGGCCAGCGGCUACAUGGUGUUCGUGCUACACCGACACCAAGGACGAGUCCGGCACAUCCACGGCACCGGCCGCUCCCCGAAAUCCUCCACGGAGACCCGAGCCAUUCACACCAUCCUCCUCCUCGUCGGCUGCUUUGUUUCCUUCUAUUGCAUCAACGGUCUCAUCACCCUUCAUUUGAGCUUCUUGAAGGAUCACGACACUGAACUUCAGAGUGUCAUGAACUUCCUGUCGACGUGUUUUCCCUCGCUCUCCCCCUUGGUGUUGAUCUGCCGAGAUCCCCGUUUCCCCUGGCCCCAGUGCGUCCUCGAGAUGACGAGUUGUUUCGGUCCUUCCGUGGAACACAGGGAUCAACGUAUCGCCACCCGGACCUUUUCUGUCUCCAAGUUUCCCCAGGAAAACGUCUGCCUCCGGGCAUGA